GCUCAAGUCCAGACUUGGGUCACACUGCGCUUUGCACCGUCCUCCGGCCGUCGCUCGCAGUCUCUCCGCCACCAUGCCAAUGUUCAUCAUGAACACCAAUGUUCCCCGUGCCUCCGUGCCAGAGGGGUUUCUCUCCGAGCUCACCAAGCAGCUGGCGCAGGCCACCGGCAAGCCGGCACAGUACAUCGCAGUGCACGUGGUCCCGGACCAGCUCAUGACUUUUAGCGGCACGAGCGACCCCUGCGCCCUCUGCAGCCUGCACAGCAUCGGCAAGAUCGGUGGCGCCCAGAACCGCAACUACAGCAAGCUGCUGUGCGGCCUGCUGUCCGAUCGCCUGCACAUCAGCCUGGACCGGGUCUACAUCAACUAUUACGACAUGAACACAGCCAACGUGGGCUGGAACGGUUCCACCUUCGCUUGAGCCCGGGCCUCACUUACCUGCACCGCUGUUCUUCGAGCCUUGCUGCACGCAGCGUUCUGUGUUUAUCCACCCGUAAUGAUGGCCACCUUCCGGUCGGGAGAAAUAAACCGUUUGAGA
Molecule: messenger RNA, 538 nt
Organism: Rattus rattus (black rat)
Lineage: Eukaryota; Metazoa; Chordata; Mammalia; Rodentia; Muridae
Product: macrophage migration inhibitory factor-like
Exons: 1
Coding region: 74-421 (115 amino acids)
Molecular function (GO): cytokine activity; phenylpyruvate tautomerase activity
Source: RefSeq, a predicted model, not a curated record